Neofelis nebulosa (Clouded leopard) is the source of this 2126-nucleotide messenger RNA. It is a transcript of the gene MSN, whose product is annotated as moesin. The record is from RefSeq and is a predicted model, not a curated record. The transcript is spliced from 13 exons. Lineage: Eukaryota; Metazoa; Chordata; Mammalia; Carnivora; Felidae. Gene Ontology annotation, cellular component: apical part of cell; plasma membrane; filopodium. Gene Ontology annotation, biological process: positive regulation of early endosome to late endosome transport; regulation of organelle assembly; regulation of cell shape. Bases 205 to 1938 code for a protein of 577 amino acids. Gene Ontology annotation, molecular function: actin binding; cell adhesion molecule binding.
GCGACGCGACAGGGGCGGCUCUUUCCUGGGUGGGGUUUCUGAAGUCGUGGCCCGUUAGCAGGAAGCCGAGCAGUUGCCCUGACGCUAGCGAGGGACCCAAUCCGAAACCCCAGUCCCGAGUCCGUGCUGUGUGUACUGUGUGCUCAGCGCUGCCCGACAGCUCCUAGCCGAACUUCCAUCAACUCUGCCACUUUUGCAGCCACCAUGCCUAAGACGAUCAAUGUGCGUGUGACCACCAUGGAUGCAGAGCUGGAGUUUGCUAUCCAGCCCAACACCACUGGGAAACAGCUGUUUGAUCAAGUGGUAAAAACUAUUGGACUGAGGGAAGUUUGGUUCUUUGGUCUGCAGUACCAGGACACUAAAAGUUUCUCUACUUGGCUGAAACUCAAUAAAAAGGUGACUGCCCAGGAUGUGAGGAAGGAAAGCCCCCUACUCUUCAAGUUCCGAGCUAAGUUCUACCCUGAGGAUGUAUCUGAGGAAUUGAUCCAGGACAUCACCCAGCGCCUGUUCUUCCUGCAAGUGAAGGAGGGCAUUCUCAAUGAUGAUAUUUACUGCCCACCUGAGACUGCUGUGCUGCUGGCCUCCUAUGCUGUCCAGUCUAAAUAUGGUGACUUCAAUAAGGAAGUCCACAAGUCUGGCUACUUGGCUGGGGACAAGUUGCUGCCACAGAGGGUGCUGGAGCAGCAUAAACUCAACAAGGACCAGUGGGAGGAGCGGAUCCAGGUGUGGCAUGAGGAGCACCGGGGCAUGCUUAGGGAAGAUGCUGUCCUAGAGUAUCUGAAGAUUGCCCAGGACCUGGAGAUGUAUGGUGUGAACUACUUCAGCAUCAAGAACAAGAAAGGCUCAGAGCUGUGGCUGGGGGUGGAUGCUCUAGGUCUCAACAUCUAUGAGCAGAAUGACAGACUGACUCCCAAGAUAGGCUUUCCCUGGAGUGAAAUCAGAAACAUUUCUUUCAAUGACAAGAAAUUUGUCAUCAAGCCCAUUGACAAAAAAGCCCCGGACUUUGUCUUUUAUGCUCCCCGGCUGCGGAUUAACAAGCGUAUCUUGGCCCUGUGCAUGGGGAACCAUGAACUAUACAUGCGCCGCCGCAAGCCUGACACCAUUGAGGUGCAGCAGAUGAAGGCACAGGCCCGGGAGGAGAAGCACCAGAAACAGAUGGAACGUGCUUUGCUGGAAAAUGAGAAGAAGAAGCGUGAGAUGGCAGAAAAGGAGAAGGAGAAGAUCGAACGGGAAAAGGAGGAACUGAUGGAGAGACUGAAGCAGAUUGAGGAACAGACUAAGAAGGCUCAGCAUGAACUGGAAGAACAGACCCGCAGGGCUCUGGAGCUUGAGCAGGAGCGGAAGCGUGCCCAGAGUGAGGCUGAAAAACUAGCCAAAGAACGUCAAGAAGCUGAAGAGGCCAAGGAAGCCCUGUUGCAGGCCUCUCAGGAUCAGAAGAAGACCCAGGAACAGCUGGCCUUGGAAAUGGCAGAGUUGACAGCUCGAAUCUCCCAGCUGGAGAUGGCCCGACAGAAGAAGGAAAGUGAAGCUGUGGAAUGGCAGCAGAAGGCUCAGAUGGUACAAGAAGAUUUGGAGAAGACCCGUGCUGAGUUGAAGACUGCUAUGAGUACACCUCAUGUAGCCGAGCCUGCUGAGAAUGAGCAGGAUGAGCAGGAUGAGAAUGGGGCAGAGGCCAGUGCUGACCUGCGGGCUGAUGCCAUGGCCAAGGACCGCAGUGAGGAGGAACGUACCACUGAGGCAGAGAAGAAUGAGCGUGUGCAGAAGCAUCUGAAGGCCCUCACUUCAGAACUGGCCAAUGCCCGCGAUGAGUCCAAGAAGACUGCCAAUGACAUGAUACAUGCUGAAAACAUGCGACUUGGCCGAGACAAAUACAAGACCUUGCGUCAGAUCCGGCAGGGCAAUACCAAGCAGCGCAUCGAUGAAUUUGAGUCGAUGUAAUGGUCACCCCAACUGUAGGGACCCCUCCUCCCUUCUUCCUUGCCCCCACACUCUUUUACUCUUGCCUAACUCACACUGUGCUGAAGCCACUAACUAGAACAGCCCUGGAGUCAUGCCAAGCAUUCAGUGUAGCCAUGGGACCAAACCUAGCCCCUCAGCUCCCACUCACUUCCUUGGACAAGUAAAUG